This is a messenger RNA of Dreissena polymorpha, 2062 nucleotides long. Its product is annotated as probable thiopurine S-methyltransferase. NCBI's taxonomy places the organism in Eukaryota, Metazoa, Mollusca, Bivalvia, Myida, Dreissenidae. The coding region runs from base 924 to 1718 and encodes 264 amino acids. The transcript has 10 exons. The record is from RefSeq and is a predicted model, not a curated record. Gene Ontology annotation, molecular function: thiopurine S-methyltransferase activity.
AUUUGUUACUGUAUAUUUGCUGGGAGAAAUUGACACACUAAGUACGGGGAUUACGAUCGUUAUCAAGUACAGCAGAGUGCUGUUUUCUUACAUCCGGUCUUAAUUUGUUCUCAUAUCAACAGGUCAACACGGAUACUAAAAUGACAUUGUAUGAUAAUAUAACCGUUGGAUAAGCAGGCAUAUAUAGGCAAAUCGAACAACGAUUUAGUUGUAAUUCGACUCAUUCAAAUUAUGGAUUAAUUCAAGGCUUUGUUAACCAACAAUAUGAAAUAAAUACAAUCUAGGUCACGUACAUGUACAGUAAGUUUGAACUGGUAUUUUUAGUAGUUUGUAUUAAUUUAUUAGUUGUUCACACAUUUUUCAUCAUCAUAAUUGUUUUCCUUUUUUCUGAUCUUUUCAACUGCAGAGUGGAGUCAGUGGAGUAAAGCUACUAGGGCCAACAUGAUCGUUUUUUUUGUUUGUUAUUGGUCUUUUGAUUGUAAAUGAUAUUUCAAGUACUGUGACCAAAUUUUAUUUAUGAAUGUUUUAACAUUGUUGCUGCAGAUCCUCGUCAGCCUAAGAUUUCUUGCGAAAGGGGCAUUCUAUUCUGAACUAGCCGACACCCAUGGCAUCAGUCGCUCGAGCGUGUCCAGAACUGUGCAUAACUUUGUGGAGUCUGUCAACAACAACCUGGACAAUAUUAGGGACAUCUUGAUGCUACAGCAAAUGUAGUUCUUCUGGGCGAUAGUGGAUAUGCCCUGAGCCCCUCCCUACUCACCCCCAUAAUGAAUCCCCGUUCCCAACAGGAAGAGCGGUACAACCGCAGACACAAGAUGGGUCGGGAAGUUGUGGAACGGGGAUUCGGGAUAUUGAAGUCCAGAUUCAGUUCCGUAUCCGCAAACAAUCUUCCGCAUAGAUAGUGUGUCCUACAACGCUAGGAUACCAUGUCUGCCAAAGAGGUCGAGACCGACCUUGAUGCGGGUGUGCUUCACAACUCCGAGUGGGUCAAGAGAUGGGAGGUUGGAGACAUAGCGUUCCACCAGAGCCGCUACGAUUCUCUGUUCGACUCCCAGGGAGAGGCACUUUUCCCAGGUGGGGCAAAGUCGGUGUUUGUGCCUCUGUGCGGGAAAACUCCGGAUAUGAUAUGGAUGUACAAUCAGGGUCAUAGUGUAGUUGGCGUGGAGCUAUCAGAGCAGGCUGUCCAGGAACUUUUCUCGGAGAACAAGCUUGAAGCUCGCGUGCAGCACGUGGAAGGCGUGGGGCCGCUGUACACGAGCACGGAUGGUCGGCUGCAAGUUUACGUAGGAGAUCUGUUUGAUUUGACCAAGGAUCAACUGAGUGAGUUUGACCGGGUCUGGGAUUCCAGGUCACUUGUUGCCAUCAACGUGGUAGAUCAGGAGAGAUAUCGCAAUCUGCUGUUGUCACUUCUGAAGAAAGGCGGAGAGUACUACCUAAAGACAUUGGACUAUGACCCCACCGUCUGGCCAGGUCCGCCACACAACAUCUCCCGUCAGCGGGUCAAUGAACUGUACGGGGAACAUUGCAAUAUUGAGAUACUUGAAGAAACGAAUCGCACUGGACUGAACCCAAACACACCCAGAGUACCACAUUCCGACGUCAAUCCCCCGACUGAUCCAAGCGGCGACGUGGUCCCUCAAGCGAAGCCUAGUUCCGCCGGUGCCGCAUUAAAAAUGUCCUCGUAUCUUUAUGACCGCUGGUAUAAACUAUUAUUGAAAUAGUCAAAUUAGACGAGAAUUCGAAAUUUAAAAAAAUUUAUAAAAGUUAUUAACUUUUACAUGUUUUUGAUAAACCUUCCAUUUAACUUUUUACAUGGACAUUACAUGUACAAGUACAUUAAAACCGAAGUUGAACAUUGACACAGCAUUUAACAGACGGAUAUAAAUGCUUGUACAGAAAAACAAAAUUAUUCGUUUUUGGUAACACGCUUGUCGAUUGUCCCCAUGCAUAUAUGCACAAAAGCGUGAUUUUAUUUACAAUUUAAGUCGUUAUGUAUUAAAAUGUGAAUGAUUGACUGUGUUCUAGUUAAUUUUGUUAUUCGGUUGAAUAAAGUGUAAUAAACCUA